CCCUCUCGCCCUCCCACCAUCCGACCAUGAGGCAGCUCGGAGCGGGCUCGGCUUCCUCCAGUUCUUUCGCAGGCGCACCUGAAGGCCGGCAAGACCCUUCGCCGUCUCUCCCGGCAGGAGCUGUGAGGAAAGCGCAGUCCCACCUGGACCCGACGACGGCCACCUCCGACGGAAAGCGCGUCUUGCCGGGAGCUUGAAGCGCCUUCUCCUCGUCAGCCUUGCUUGGACCUCGCCGCGCCCCCCUCUCUCCUGAGGGGAACCAGCUCAGUCAAGCAGAAGCAGCGGCGGAUGGUGCGCCUGGUUCGCUCGGCUUUCCUCGCCCGGAGGCUCACGUCUAGGAAAUAAGCGGCGGCGGUGGCGGCUCCUUCCUCGAGCGCGGGAGACGUCCAUGGUUUGCUUGUUUGUUUCUUGAUCGCGCGUUGACCUGCCUGGGAGCCAAGGCGAAGCUCGGCAAUCCAAGAAGGCAGGAACGGCGAGACCCCGGGAGUGAGUUGUUUGCAGAUCUGUGUCAGAGAGAGAGAGAACCAGCGUGGGAAUCCAACACUGGAGCUCUUUCAAAGUUUAAAGUCAAGUCAAGCCCUCUCUCCUCUCCACUUUGGGAAGACUCAGCAACCUGCUGAGGACCAGAAGAGAGAAAAGAGGAGAGGAGAUGAUUUCCUCCUCCUCCUGUUCCUGCUGCUGCAAUAUCCGUCUGAUUUGUUCCUAACACGGUGUUUUUCUUUACCAGACUCCUGUGCCCUCGAUAAACACGCGCGCACCAGUUCCAUUGCCAUCUGCUUCCAGUUCUGCCUCCAGGCAAGGGGGGCCGAAUCCUGUAGCUCUCCGGCUCGCCAGCCAGGCCCCUUUCCUUCCGUCUCUGGUCUUCGGCUCCCCCUCCGUCGAGGCACUUGUUGCUGCUCGGUGGCUGAGGAGCAGAACACUUCCCGCUGGCCUCCUCCACGGCCACGCACGCACAAACACAGAGAGAGACACGCGCGCACACAAAGACGAUCUCCCUCUCUCUCGAGAAGGACUGUGCCUGCUCCGAGCUGAAUGCCAGUCCCGGCCAACCUCUGAGACCCACCGCUCCUGCCUGGGAGAGAGCGAGAGCGCGCGUCCUCGCCCAGCCGCCCAGCGCAGCUCCUUGCCGGACGGGAAGGGUCACCCGAGGGCACCUGCGGGCCACCUAACCUGAUCUAUGAUCAGCUCGGUGUGUGUCUCCUCUUACCGCGGGCGCAAAUCCGGGAACAAGCCACCGUCCAAAACAUGCCUGAAGGAAGAGAUGGCCAAAGGCGAAGAGUCGGACAAGAUCACUAUCAACGUGGGGGGCACCCGGCAUGAGACGUACAAGAGCACCCUGCGCACCCUGCCAGGCACCCGCCUGGCCUGGCUGGCCGACCCGGACGCCCAGAGCAACUUCGACUUCGACGGACAGAGCAAGGAGUUCUUCUUCGACCGCCACCCAGGCAUCUUCUCCUACGUGCUGAACUACUACCGGACGGGCAAGCUGCAUUGCCCCGCCGACAUCUGCGGCCCCCUCUUCGAAGAGGAGCUCACCUACUGGGGCAUCGACGAGACCGACGUGGAGCCCUGCUGCUGGAUGACCUACCGGCAGCACCGCGAUGCCGAGGAAGCCUUGGAUAUCUUCGAGAGCCCGGAGCCCGGGGCUGGCGGGGCUGGCGAGGAGAACGAGGAGGAAGGAGCCCGGGAAAUGUCUCUGCAGCGCCUGGGCAUGGACGACAGGCCACCGGGGGCCACGGGAGCAGGAGGCUGUUGCCGCAGCUGGCAGCCCCGGAUGUGGGCACUCUUUGAGGAUCCCUAUUCAUCCCGGGCAGCCAGGAUAAUUGCUUUUGCCUCGCUUUUUUUCAUUCUGGCGUCCAUAACAACCUUUUGCCUGGAGACUCACGAAGCCUUCAUCAUAGAUGUUAACGUGACUGAAACACUGGUGACGGGAAACACAACCGAGACCUUUGUGAUGCGAAAGCUGGAGACGGAACCCAUCCUCACCUAUGUUGAGGGAGUCUGUGUCCUGUGGUUCACUCUGGAGUUCCUAGUGCGCAUCGUUUGCUGCCCAGAUAAAUUGGUCUUCAUCAAGAACCUUCUUAACAUCAUAGACUUUGUAGCCAUCUUGCCCUUCUAUCUGGAGGUGGGACUCAGUGGCCUGUCAUCCAAAGCUGCACGGGAUGUGCUGGGCUUCCUGAGGGUAGUACGUUUUGUUCGGAUCCUGCGGAUCUUCAAGUUGACACGCCAUUUUGUGGGGCUUCGGGUACUGGGCCAUACACUUCGGGCCAGUACCAAUGAGUUCCUCCUCCUUAUCAUCUUCCUGGCUCUGGGGGUUUUGAUCUUUGCCACCAUGAUUUACUACGCUGAAAGGAUUGGAGCCAAGCCAUCUGAUCCGAGUGGAAGUGAGCACACCCACUUUAAGAAUAUUCCCAUUGGAUUCUGGUGGGCAGUGGUGACCAUGACCACAUUGGGCUAUGGCGACAUGUACCCCAAAACCUGGUCGGGCAUGCUGGUGGGGGCUCUUUGUGCCCUGGCAGGGGUGCUUACCAUUGCCAUGCCUGUCCCAGUUAUUGUCAACAAUUUUGGAAUGUAUUAUUCCUUGGCGAUGGCCAAGCAGAAGCUGCCAAAGAAGAAAAAGAAGCACAUACCUCGCCCAGCGCCGCUUGACUCACCAACGUACUGCAAGUCAGAAGGCAACUCACCCCGCAACAGCAUUCAGAGUUAUAACAGCCCUCCGGCAGCUGCAACGGCAGGGGUGAUGGAGAGGAAAAGAUCAGAUACCAAGCAGAACGGCGAUGCCAACGUGGUGCUGUCAGACGAGGAGCAGCCUCUUUCGCCGCCUCACGAGGAGAACCAGCCCAUGAGGCGCUCCAGUACCAGGGACAAAAACAAGAAAGCAGCUACCUGCUUUCUUCUGAGUGCUGGAGAUUUCUCUUCCACUGCUGAUGGUGGCAUCCGGAAAGGAAAUAAAGAAAAUGGAUCGAAUGUUUCCUAAUAUUGGAGGCGACGUUGUGAUGUUGGACUGGAGGAUAACUAUUGUAGACUUUUAUAAUUUUAUUUGGAGAAUAUUCCUUGGACUUCUUGAAUUGAAAGAAUUGAAAGAAUUAAUGAUCCAAGUGAUCUCAUGUAGAAUUAGGCACCAGAGCUAGUAUCUUUCCGGUCCCAGUUCAGAAAGUGAGCUGGCUACAUCCACCCCUUUGGAGAAGGUAUUUUAUUUGCUUGCAGGGGAAAAAUGCAUUUCAUUUUGGAUACUUGUGCAUGGAAAUGUUUGGGUUUCUCUCUCGUCAUGCAGCUCUUGGAUGGUCCCACAGGGAGGCUGUCUAUUCUGCCUAGCUAGGGUGGUUCACGCACCGUCUUGUUGCCGUAAGCUUGGAGCUGCAAGUGGGUGCUCAUUCCCAAGGAGGCUAGAAUUCUGUUCAGUGUUAUGUUGCAGCAAAUGUGCUAGACUAGAGUGAAUGGAAGGCACCCUCUCUGCCUCUCAGCUCCACUCCUCCUUGCUGCCAGGGGCUACAAUUCAAAACAGAUGUUCUGUGUUGACAGGAGACCAAACAACCUUCCUGUGUCCUAGAAUGAAAACACAUGGAUGUGAAAUCAGGGUGUUCAGGAUGAUUAGACUAAGUUGGACGGAAACUAAAUUUGCUUGUGAAGGAAGAGGAAAUGCAAGCACACUGUUGACAUCAGUCACAUGAGCACAGUUCUCCUCAGGGGAAAACACUGCUGUUACUGCAACUGAAGAACAGACACUUUCAAAGUUUUUAUACCCAUACACAGGUUGAUGAUAUAAUUUCUCAUUUUGACUAGGGGACAUACUUUGGUUCAACUUUUUUCUCACCGAUGGAUGAAACCAAACCAAACCAAAAACCCAUCAGAGGACACUUUCUAAAAUGGCUUAGGGAGUUUUGUGGGGUGGGGAGCAUUGUUGCUGUCAUUGUUAUUCAUUUUUUGAAUCUUUAUUUUAGAUCUGAUUUAUGUGGAAACCAUUUAAUGUGUAUUUUUAAAUGUUUUAUUUAUUGUCCAUGACUACUUUUGUUACGUCUGUAAUUAUGUGAUUUUCCUUUACAUGUUGCUAGCCACUUUGAGAGUGGUUUUAACUUUGGAAAGGCACCAAACAAAUAAUAUGAUUGAUUGAUACCAGCAAAUUCAGGUUGCACAAUUAGAGUGUAUUUAGUGCUCUUGCAGAACAAACCCAAUUCAAAAAAGAGAAGUAUUUCCAGGAUAAGGGAAGUGACAGGAAAAUGCACUGCAAAGUGUGAGGUAACAAUUGCUUGUCACAACUUUAUACAAUAUAAUCUUCUCACAAUCAAAUCAGAAUUAAUGCUCAAUAAACAGGUUGCCUGGAAGCCAUCAUAUGAAUAUUUUGAGUAGUUUUGAAUUUUUAGAAACAAAUCUACUUAGUUUAAUGACAGCAUUUUGAGAUGAGUGUCAUUGAAUCAGCCUUGUACAGUGGUACCUCGGGUUAAGUACUUAAUUCGUUCCGGAGGUCCGUUCUUAACCUGAAACUGUU
This is a messenger RNA of Podarcis muralis (Common wall lizard), 4486 nucleotides long. RefSeq names its product potassium voltage-gated channel subfamily C member 4 (gene KCNC4). Lineage: Eukaryota; Metazoa; Chordata; Lepidosauria; Squamata; Lacertidae. The record is from RefSeq and is a predicted model, not a curated record. Gene Ontology annotation, cellular component: postsynaptic membrane; axon terminus; neuronal cell body membrane. Gene Ontology annotation, biological process: action potential; protein homooligomerization; potassium ion transmembrane transport. Gene Ontology annotation, molecular function: protein binding; delayed rectifier potassium channel activity.